AUCGUAGCGCAAUCACCUGACGUGGCGUUUGGCGGGUGGCAACCAGGUGGCUACGCACGUCUGAUCGCUUGAUGGGCAAGACAGGGCUUGGCAGACGGGCCGUCGCGUCUUCACCCCCUUCAAACGCGUCUGAUCGUGCAAUCCAACCACCCGGAGCACCGUUGCCGCCCGUGGUUCUUUAGAGAUGCAACACGGUCGAAAUACACGCAGCAGAUGAUCAUUUUCCUCGGGCCGCUCGCGCUUCUAAAUUCGACCGCCCCCGUCUUCAUGAGCGGCGAUCCUCGGUAGUCAUGUCAGGCCCCAACGGCAGUGACUUGUUCAAAUCGCUAAAUAAGGCCCAGUCGCGCGCCGUCAGCUCCCAAGCCCCGACCGUUGCUAUACUGGCCGGGCCAGGGAGCGGGAAAACGCACACGCUCACCUCUCGCGUCGUUUGGCUCAUUGAUCAUGUGGGAAUCCGGCCGUGCGAUGUCAUCGUCGCAACCUUCACCGUCAAGGCGUCCAAUGAGAUGAAGUCGCGCAUUGGACAGGCCCUCGGUGAUGGUCGUGGAAAUAAGAUUGUGCUGGGCACCUUUCACAGCAUUGCCCGUCGGUAUCUCGCCGCCUACGGCAAGCAUAUCGGGUUAGACCCCAAAUUCGGCAUCGCGGAUGACCACGACUCGAGCGCUAUCAUCAAGCGUAUCUGUAAGAGGCUAUCCGCUCCCCUCGAGCCCGCCGUCGCCCGGGGUUGGAUCAGCAAGCGCAAGGCUAAAGGGACGUCCGACGAGCGGUUCGUCAAGGCCAAAAAUGGAAAGGAUAUCGAGUCGCAGUCCCUGGAACAAUGCUAUCAGGAAUACCAGGCUCAUCUCGAGCGGUCGAAUCUCCUUGACUAUGACGAUCUCCUUGUCCGCUGUGUCGAGCUUCUUCGGGACUUCCCUCACUGCGUCUCGAACAUCCAAACCGUGUUGAUCGACGAAUUCCAAGACACGAAUGGCGUCCAAUAUGACUUGAUGAAGCUCUUCGCCCAGAAGAAUAAGCGGAUCACGAUAGUCGGGGAUCCGGACCAGAGCAUCUACGGUUGGCGAUCCGCAGAAAUAAGAAAUCUGUAUCGUCUUCUUCGUGACUUUCCUGGGACCGACGAGAUCUCGCUGGAAGAGAAUUAUAGGUCGUCUAGUUCCAUUCUUGACGUAUCCCUCAAAGUCAUUCAGCAGGACCGGGACAGGUACAAGAAGAUCCUGCUCCCGGUUCACGAUAAAGGCGUCCGGCCCGUCUUUCGCAUGCUGAAGAGCUCUAUGACCGAGGCAGACUGGAUCGUAUCCGAGAUUAAACGUAUAAAACUGAUGUCGGGGAAUAUGGUCAAGUCUGACGACGUCGCAAUAUUGCUCCGGUCUGCCUCAUUAUCGAGGCACAUCGAGGGUGCUCUUGGGAGGGAGGGCAUAAACUACAAGAUGGUCGGUGGCUUCAAAUUCUAUGAACGAGUCGAAAUCAAGGCCAUUCUGGAUUAUCUGCGAGUUAUCAGCCAACCCGAAAACAACGACGCUCUCGCACGCAUCAUAAACGUGCCAAAGCGCGGCGUUGGCGAGGUGACGGUUAAAUCUCUCCUGGAAGAAGCUGAACGCAAUGCUAUGAGUCUGUGGGAUCUGCUCGGGAAACAUUGCCGGGGCGAACGGAUAGCAAAGACGACUAUACGGAAGCAGCCAGAACAGAAGAUCAGUGGAGGCUUGAUACGAUUAAUCACUAGCUUGCGGGUUCGUCUACGACCAAGCGAGGGGGAACCCAUCAACCUAGUCGAGCUCAUCAAUCGGUUGCUUCAAGAUUUGCAGUUCGAGAAACACCUAGAGGAGACCCACGGUCCUGAGUAUGAGUCGAAAUGGGCAAAUGUUCAAGAGUUCGUGAGCCUCGCCGAGGAGUUCAUGAAUCAGGACAAGCCCGAGGAUGACAAGCUUCCCGCUGUCGAAGAGACUGAGCAGACGCCAGAUAACGACAUCUUGGCACGAUUCCUAGCCAACAUCUCAUUAGCUUCGGAUAAACAGACUGAUAAGGACACGGAAGGGCAGCCUCAGGUUACAGUCUCUACGAUACACGCUGCAAAGGGCCUGGAGUGGCCCGUCGUCUUCGUCCCGGCGGUUUAUAAGGGAUCUAUCCCGCAUAUGCGAUCCGACGAUGAAAGCGAGGAGCGGCGUCUCCUCUACGUAGCGAUGACGCGGGCCCAGGCUCUCCUCUAUCUAAGCUGUCCCCUACAUGUCUCCAAUGGUAGUAGUGAUUCUGUUCAGAUCUCGCCCUUCAUCCAAGACCUCCCUUCUUCGACAUUCGCCAAGCAAGGACCGUCGCUUGACCGCCCUGCGAUGUUGCAGGUGGCCAAACUGUUGCGGAGGGACCUGCCCCGCGACGAUGUCAUCUACAGAGGUAUGCCGAUGAUGGCAGCCGUAGAGGAUACCCUCUUCCCGGUCGAUCCAAACGAAGCCCAAGCGCAGUCUGCCAACGGGUCCAUCCAGCGCGCUGGCCAGUUUAAACGACAGAAAAUCAACCAUAGCAGUGGCGGCCGGAUCACUGACGAGGCAGUCGACAACUGGGCCACUCCUUAUGCCACGACGAUGCAGAAAUCCAGCUCCUUCACGGUGCCGCAGCCGCCGCCAGCACAAUCUGGAUUCACGACGGCCGGCGCCCACUACGCCACCGUCACCGCCGCAGAGGCGGCAAGGAGCGUCUCCAAGCCUCCUCAGGGGGCGUCGUCAUCGUCGUCGAAACGGCCCCCGGCCAGCCGAGCCCCAACCCAGAGAAGCUUGCUGGGCUUCGGGUACGGCGUAGCGAACCACGACAGGUCGAGGCCACUCGACGACGCGGCGCUGCCGCCCAUGCCGUCGGCGCGAAGCCAGCCCCCCUCGGGCUACGCCCCCAGGCACCAACGCCAGGCGCAGCGAGGCGGGCGGGGAGGUGUCGCGCGACAGCCCCCGCAUGUGCCCCCGAGCGACCGGCCGGCCGAGCCAGGCGCGGCCGCCAUCGCCCCCAGCCUAGCGAGCCACAAGCUCGGCUCGGCGCGCCUGUCGAGCCGGCCGACGGCGGCGGGCGCAGCAGCAGCAGGCGGGGACCCGGCGCCGCCGCCGGCCACGAAGCCGAAGGAAUACGCCUGCUUCUCGAGCUCGCCGCCGCGCUCCCCCGGCGAGAAGGAGAACGCGGCGCCGUCGCCGCCGCAGGAGCCGACGCGGCCCACGCGCAGCUUCCACGCGACGACGGUGCUGAGCGCGGCGCGGCCCGCCGCCGGCGGCAUCCAGCGCCCGCUGCCCCUGACCCGCGGCGGCAUCACGCCCAUGGAUCGCCUGAAGCGCCCGUUUAAGCCGCCGACGACGGUGAGGCGGCCGGCGUGAGGAGGCACUGGACGGGGCGGAGGGAGGGGGCUGCGGCAGAGAGGGCGGUGUGAAUGUCGACCUAGAGUAGGAGGAGCGCGGCGGGUAGGCGCCGUGUAGCGUUCGCCUGGGGCGGGAAAUGAAAGACCGUCGCCGUGUGUCUGUGUAUCGGGAAGCGGGUGAGGAUUCGGGUGCGACGUCUUGAUAUGACGCGGCGAUGCCAGUUGCGCCCGAGGCCGGUAGGCGGGGUGGUCUGACGAGAGAUGUAGACGCGCAAGAUGCGCGAAGAUUAGACAUCACGGUAGAGCACGACACAAUACACACAUAUACACAGGCGAAACACAUAAAUACAUAUACGUAUACAUAUUACAUAUGCCAAAC
Messenger RNA from Durotheca rogersii, 3701 nucleotides. RefSeq names its product P-loop containing nucleoside triphosphate hydrolase protein. Gene Ontology annotation, molecular function: DNA binding; ATP binding; hydrolase activity. Gene Ontology annotation, cellular component: nucleus. NCBI's taxonomy places the organism in Eukaryota, Fungi, Ascomycota, Sordariomycetes, Xylariales, Xylariaceae. The transcript is spliced from 2 exons. Gene Ontology annotation, biological process: recombinational repair. The coding region runs from base 291 to 3341 and encodes 1016 amino acids. The record is from RefSeq and is a predicted model, not a curated record.